AUGGCACAGUGGUCGAUUGACCUGGCCUUUCUAUCGGAACCGUACCGUAUCCUCUCCAGAAGCGACUGGAUCGGUGAUGCAGACGCUACGGUCGCUUUGGUCCUCGGACCGAGAAUGUCUCCCCCAUCAUCCGGAAGAACAACUAGAGGAAGGGGCUUUGUGGUCUCCAGACUGGGGGCCCUCACCGUUGUGGGGGUCUAUUUCUCCCCCAACAGGCCCUUAGCCGAAUUCGAAGCCUUCCUGCUUCGGUUGACCGCCUUUAUCAGCGGAGCGCCCGGUCCUGCAAUAGUCGCCGGAGACCUCAACGCGAAAUCUACGCUAUGGGGCUCUCCGGCUACGGACGCAAGAGGCCGCGUGGUCGAGAGUUGGAUGGCCUCCACUGGUCUUAUGGUCGCCAACCGGGGCACUGUCAACACAUGUGUCCGCAGACAGGGAGGGUCCAUCGUUGACGUGACCCUGGUCAGCACCGAUUACGCCCGCCGAAUCACCAACUGGCGGGUGGAGGAGGAAACGGAGACGCUCUCGGACCAUAAGUUCAUUCGCUUCGACGUACGUGCACACGCGUCGGAGCUGGGCCGCACAAUUUCAUCCGCUUCGAAAAAGCGCCGUAGGAGAGGAGCUCCCUCCGACAAGGCUCGGCCGCAUGAGCCUGGAGCCGGUGGUGCCGGGGUUAGUCAGCCCCGGCCCGCCAUGGAGGUGGAGCAGUAG
This is a messenger RNA of Aricia agestis (brown argus), 708 nucleotides long. RefSeq lists its product as uncharacterized. The record is from RefSeq and is a predicted model, not a curated record. The transcript has a single exon. Gene Ontology annotation, molecular function: catalytic activity. Lineage: Eukaryota; Metazoa; Arthropoda; Insecta; Lepidoptera; Lycaenidae. The coding region runs from base 1 to 708 and encodes 235 amino acids.